Molecule: messenger RNA, 1528 nt
Organism: Peromyscus leucopus (white-footed mouse)
Lineage: Eukaryota; Metazoa; Chordata; Mammalia; Rodentia; Cricetidae
Gene: Rad51c
Product: RAD51 paralog C
Exons: 9
Coding region: 70-1269 (399 amino acids)
Biological process (GO): DNA repair; reciprocal meiotic recombination; meiotic DNA recombinase assembly
Cellular component (GO): replication fork; Rad51B-Rad51C-Rad51D-XRCC2 complex; Rad51C-XRCC3 complex
Molecular function (GO): ATP-dependent DNA damage sensor activity; four-way junction DNA binding; crossover junction DNA endonuclease activity
Source: RefSeq, a predicted model, not a curated record
UUUGGGCCGCCGGGGCUUUCGCGCCUCUCGCGCUACGUCACUGGGCGCGCAGGCGCCGCGCUUUCAAAAAUGCAGCGGGAGUUAGUGGGUUUCCCGCUGUCGCCCGCGGUGCGGGGGAAGCUGGUGGCGGCAGGUUUCCAGACUGCCGAGGACAUCCUGGAGGUGAAGCCCUCCGAGCUCAGCAAAGAAGUUGGGAUAUCUAAAGAGGAAGCUUUAGAAACUCUGCAAAUUGUAAGAAGAGAAUGUCUCACAGAUCAACUAAGAUGUGCUGGGACCUCUGUGGCAGACAGGAAGUGCACAGCCCUGGAACUUCUUGAGCAGGAGCACACCCAAGGCUUCAUAAUCACCUUCUGUUCGGCACUAGACAACGUUCUUGGGGGUGGAAUACCCCUAAUGAAAACGACAGAAGUCUGUGGUGUGCCAGGUGUUGGAAAAACACAGUUAUGUAUGCAAUUGGCAGUGGAUGUGCAGAUUCCAGAAUGUUUUGGAGGAAUAGCAGGUGAAGCAGUAUUUAUUGACACAGAGGGAAGUUUUAUGAUUGAUAGAGUGGUAACCCUUGCAACUGCCUGCAUUCAGCACCUUCGUCUUAUAGCAGGAGCACACAUGGACGAAGACCAUCAGAAAGCCUUAGAGGAUUUCACUCUUGAAAAUAUUCUUUCCCGUAUUUAUUAUUUCCGUUGUCAUGAUUACACCGAGCUGCUGGCGCAAGUCUAUCUCCUUCCAGAUUUCCUUUCAGAGCAUUCAAAGGUGCGGUUGGUGAUCAUAGAUGGUAUUGCUUUUCCUUUUCGUCAUGACCUUGAUGAUCUAUCCCUUCGUACUCGACUACUAAAUGGCCUAGCCCAACAAAUGAUCAGCCUUGCAAAUAAUCACAGGUUAGCUGUUAUUUUAACUAAUCAAAUGACAACAAAGAUUGAUAAAAAUCAAGCAUUACUUGUCCCUGCAUUAGGGGAAAGCUGGGGACAUGCUGCUACAAUAAGGCUUAUUUUUCACUGGGAACAAAAGCAAAGCAGGUUUGCAACAUUGUACAAGUCACCAAGCCAGAAGGAGUCCACAGUACCGUUUCAAAUCACAGCGGCAAGCAUAUUUGAGGACAGUUUUGAUGUGAGAACAUCACCAAAACAGUACUUACAGAGUACUGUAGUCAGAGUUGAACUGAACUUGAUCUUUGAGAACAGAGGAAAUAUGUAUGUUCGUUCCAUGGCAUCUGUGAAAUCUACAAAGAUUUUUAUGUUGGAAGUUUUCAAAAGGAAAAGAUACAAUUGGACAUGAUGGCACACGCCUGAACUUAGGAGACUGAGGUAGACCAGCAUAGUCAGCAUGAGGUCCUGUCUUAAAGUACCAGCAACAGCAACAAGAAGUUAAGUGUUAAUCGUGGUAGUUUUGGUCUGUAGAUAGUUGUAACACUUUGAAAUGCUAAUUCCCUGAGCAUUGGCAUCAUUGGACUCCAGACCCAAAUUGGCCUCAAACUCUCUUUAAAACUAAGCCUGACCUUGAGAGUCAUUGUUUAUUUAAUAUAGUUUACAGUUUG